Molecule: messenger RNA, 272 nt
Organism: Dentiscutata heterogama
Lineage: Eukaryota; Fungi; Glomeromycota; Glomeromycetes; Diversisporales; Gigasporaceae
Source: the annotation of a GenBank genome assembly
AAAAUAUGAUAUCACGACUUGAAAAGCUCAAACAAGAUCUGUUUGAAUGGAAAGAUACUAUGAAACGAGCACAAGAAAACUAUUACUACUUAACUUUUUAUACGGCGAAGCAUGUUUUAGCAUUUUAUGAUUAUUUUAGUUGCAAAGGCAAAGUUGAUUCUAAAACUCUCGAGACAUGUGAAAUAUUACUUCGAUUUGUGAGUAAGGGGGCAAAAUUACCACCAAACAGAGGUGAUAUAAAAAUUGAUAUAGAUCAAAUGAAUUUCUACGAG